AUGGAAAGUUCGAAUAAGAAUUAUCUUAGUAUAGUCGAUUUGCCCAAUGAAAUCUUAUUGAUCAUUUUCAAUAAACUAAAAACAGUUGAUGCUCUCUAUUCACUUGUGGAUAUUAAUCAACGAUUUGAUCGAUUAGUAUUUGAUUCACUUCAUAUUCGAAAUCUUGAUACGACGAGCAUCACCAUUAAAUCAUAUUAUGAAUGGAACUUUUCAAUAGACAAUAAUCUUCUUUCAAAGAUAUCUGAAAAAAUCUUGCCUCGAAUUCAUCAUCAAUUAAAUGAACUUAUUGUUGAACAAUAUUCAAUGGAACGUAUUCUCUUUACUGUUAAUUAUCCUCAACUUUACUCAUUAUCACUUGUUAAUUUUCAAGAAGAAAUACUUUUUCAAUAUUUAACAGGUGAUUCAGUUCUUCAUGAUCUUCUUACUCAACAAAUAAGAUAUCUUAAUAUUGAUGUUUCAUAUGAGCCAAAAUCAAAAGCAUCUAAAACUCGCUCAACUAUAUUCCUAUUGAUUUUAUCAAUGUGUCAACGAUUGAUUUAUUUGAAUUAUUGUCAAUUAUUUCCUGAUCGGAUGAGUCCAAUUUGUAUUUAUAAGUAUCCAUCAACAAGUUGUAUAUCGUCGAGUUUAACUAAAUUAAAAGUUAAUGUCGAAAAAUUUGAUGAUUGUCUUUAUCUUGUUCGACAUCUCAAAUAUUUGUCAACAUUGAUUAUUGAUGUGAAAAAAAUCUCAUUGAGUUUAUCAGAUAGAAAUAAUAAAGAUAAACUUCACAAUUUGAAAUGCUUCUCAUUAACCUCAAUUGAGUUUACAUCUCAUUAUAAUGAUCAAAUAAUUCCAUUACUUCGUCGAAUGAUAAAUCUUAAAGAAUUGACAUUAUUCUUGUCAGUACUAAAAAGGUACUCGACUUAUAUUGAUGGUAUUCAAUUACAUGAUCAAAUUCUUAUUUAUAUGUCACAAUUGAACAAAUUUAUCUUCAGUAUAAACACAAGUGUUGAUAAUACAAACAAGAAUAUUAAUCUUCCGUCGAAUGAAGAUCUUCAACAUAGUUUCAUUGGAAAAGAAUAUCAACAAGUUGGUUCUUGCGUUCAUUAUAGAUCAGAAGACAAUAUAGGCAUGUCGCAUGUCUAUUCACUUCCAUAUCAAUUUCAAUAUUUUAUUCAUCUUAACAAUUCUUUUCAAGCUGAUUUCUUUUAUACAGUUCGACGAUUAACAAUGACUGAUGGACGUCCUUUUCAACAUAAUUUAUUCAUAGUUAUAUCUCAAUGUUUUCCUCUUCUCAAAGAGUUAUAUGUUAUUAAUUAUCAACCACAAAUAAAUAAGGAACAUUCGUCUAUAUUGAUUAUAUAUCCUCAUCUUAUUCUUCUCAAUCUGGUUGAAACACAUGCGGAUUAUGCUAAAGAACUUCUCUUCGAUAAAAGCACCCAUCUACCUUCUUUAUCAGAUCUAUACAUCGAGUUCAAAUCACUCGCAAUGAUAACAAACAAUUUUACCAAUAAUAGAAUACGUCGCAAUUGUGCUAAAAUAAAAAAACUUCAUAUAGAUAAGUGUUUACGACCAAAGAAUUUUCAUGAAUAUUUUCCAUUAUUAUAA
Molecule: messenger RNA, 1587 nt
Organism: Rotaria sordida
Lineage: Eukaryota; Metazoa; Rotifera; Eurotatoria; Philodinida; Philodinidae
Source: the annotation of a GenBank genome assembly